GACAUUAUCUUUGUUUAUCUUCAGAUGCAAAACAAACACAGAUACACAAACACAAUUAGUAUUCGCUAAAUGCAUGGCUGAGAGAGAUGAUCAUCAAAAGUUGCGAAACUACCCUUCACUAUCGCAACACUUUGAAUUUGAGUGUUUCGAGCUCUUAUCAAACAAUUUAGAGGGUGAAGACUACCUUCAGAGGCAAGUGCUGCCUUUAUCACCCAUAAUCACAACGUCAAUAGCUUCUUCCACUCACACGCAUCCCCUGUAUAGAGGUAUCCGGAGCCGGAAGGGAAAAUGGGUAUCAGAAAUACGAGUGCCACGUACAAAAACACGAAUAUGGCUAGGUACAUAUCCGACGCCAGAAAUGGCAGCUGCAGCAUAUGAUGCAGCUUCCUUAGUGCUCAAAGGCCCUCACACUGCCCUAAACUUCCCUACUCAUGAAUACAACAAUGCACUUCUACUUACAAGAGGGUAUUCUACAGCUGCUGUUAUACGUGUGGCUGCGGCCAAUGCAGCCGCUUCUCGGGCUGUUGCUUCAGAAAGUCUGGAAUUGCCAGCACCUCAGCUGGCGCCACAAUAUUUCAGUAAUUAUGUUGGUAGUAAUGGUACUGACGUCCUUGGACUGAAAGAAGAGUAUGUAGAUGAGGAGGAAAUUUUUGAUAUGCCAAAUUUGCUUAUGGACAUGGCUGAGGGAAUGCUCAUUAGCCCUCCCAUGAUCACCAUCCCUCCGCCAUCCUCGGAUGAUUCUGGCCAAGAGACUUUGUGGAACUAUACACUAUAAUCAACUUUCUGUUUUGGCACUAGGAACCGAUAAUAAUAAUUGAUGGCCGCAGAGAUUUUAGUUAGUAUCCAAAGCGAUCAUGAUUGUGUUCUUUGGGAGAAUUAUUUUGUUGUAUUUUUCCUUAUAUAUUUGUGUGUUCUCUUAUUUCCAGCUGGCUAGUCUAUGUUGAGUUUUGAUGAUGAGGACAUGUUAUUGGGACAUGAAUAUUGUCACUAGUUUAUGUUGGGUUUUGAUGAUGAAGAUAGAUUAUUGGAA
Daucus carota subsp. sativus is the source of this 1030-nucleotide messenger RNA. Its product is annotated as ethylene-responsive transcription factor ERF027. Gene Ontology annotation, biological process: regulation of DNA-templated transcription. The record is from RefSeq and is a predicted model, not a curated record. Gene Ontology annotation, molecular function: DNA binding; DNA-binding transcription factor activity. The coding region runs from base 74 to 775 and encodes 233 amino acids. The transcript has a single exon. Lineage: Eukaryota; Viridiplantae; Streptophyta; Magnoliopsida; Apiales; Apiaceae.